Messenger RNA from Callithrix jacchus (white-tufted-ear marmoset), 3720 nucleotides. Lineage: Eukaryota; Metazoa; Chordata; Mammalia; Primates; Cebidae. The record is from RefSeq and is a predicted model, not a curated record.
GUCCUCAGACCCCGGGCCGCGAGCUGUGGGCCGCAGAGGGCGGCAUGCGGGACUACGACGAGGUGACCGCCUUCCUGGGCGAGUGGGGGCCCUUCCAGCGCCUCAUCUUCUUCCUGCUCAGCGCCAGCAUCAUCCCCAAUGGCUUCACCGGCCUGUCCUCCGUGUUCCUGAUAGGGACCCCGGCGCACCGCUGCCGGGUGCCGGACGCCGCUAACCUGAGCAGCGCCUGGCGCAACCACAGUGUCCCGCUGCGGCUGCAGGACGGCCGCGAGGUGCCCCACAGCUGCCGCCGCUACCGGCUCGCCACCAUCGCCAACUUCUCGGCGCUCGGGCUGGAGCCGGGGCGCGACGUGGACCUGGGGCAGCUGGAGCUGGAGAGCUGCCUGGAUGGCUGGGAGUUCAGCCAGGACGUCUACCUGUCCACCAUCGUGACCGAGCAAGACAGUGGGGCCCACAACGCUAUGAAAAACAGGAUGGGGAGGAAACUUCAUUUCUGCCUUCCUGCCCAGUGGAACCUGGUGUGUGAGGACGACUGGAAGGCCCCACUCACCAUCUCCUUGUUCUUCGUGGGUGUGCUGUUGGGCUCCUUCAUUUCGGGGCAGCUGUCAGACAGGUUUGGCCGGAAGAAUGUGCUGUUUGUGACCAUGGGCAUGCAGACAGGCUUCAGCUUCCUGCAGCUCUUCUCGAAGAACUUUGAGAUGUUUGUCGUGCUGUUUGUCUUUGUAGGCAUGGGCCAGAUCUCCAACUACGUGGCAGCAUUUGUCCUGGGGACAGAAAUUCUUGGCAAGUCAGUUCGUAUAAUAUUCUCUACGUUAGGAGUGUGCAUAUUUUAUGCAUUUGGCUACAUGGUGCUGCCACUGUUUGCUUACUUCAUCCGAGACUGGCGGAUGCUGCUGCUGGCGCUGACGGUGCCAGGGGUGCUGUGUGUGGCACUCUGGUGGUUCAUUCCUGAGUCCCCCCGAUGGCUCAUCUCUCAGGGACGAUUUGAAGAGGCAGAGGUGAUCAUCCGCAAGGCUGCCAAAGCCAAUGGGAUUGCUGUCCCCUCCACCAUCUUUGACCCGAGUGAGUUACAAGACCUAAGUUCCAAGAAGCAGCAGUCCCACAGCAUUCUGGAUCUGCUUCGAACCCGGAAUAUCCGGAUGGUCACCAUCAUGUCCAUAAUUCUGUGGAUGACCAUAUCAGUGGGCUAUUUCGGGCUUUCCCUUGAUACUCCUAACUUGCAUGGGGACAUCUAUGUGAACUGCUUCCUUUCAGCAACGGUUGAAGUCCCAGCAUACGUGUUGGCCUGGCUGCUGCUGCGGUAUUUGCCCCGGCGCUAUUCCAUGGCCACUGCCCUCUUCCUGGGUGGCAGUGUCCUUCUCUUCGUGCAGCUGGUGCCCCCAGACUUGUAUUAUUUGACUACAGCCCUGGUGAUGGUAGGCAAGUUUGGAAUCACAGCUGCCUUUUCCAUGGUCUACGUGUACACAGCUGAGCUGUAUCCCACAGUGGUGAGAAACAUGGGUGUGGGAGUUAGCUCCACAGCAUCCCGCCUGGGCAGCAUCCUGUCUCCCUACUUUGUUUACCUAGGUGUCUACGACCGCUUCCUGCCCUACAUUCUCAUGGGAAGUCUGACCAUCCUGACAGCCAUCCUCACUUUGUUUCUCCCAGAGAGCUUCGGUACCCCACUCCCAGACACCAUUGACCAGAUGCUAAGGGUCAAAGGAAUGAAACACAGACAAACUCCAAGUCACACAAGGAUGUUAAAAGAUGGUGAAGAAAGGCCCACAAUUCUUAAAAGCACAGCCCUCUAACACACCUUCCAGUAAGGGAGAAACUGAAGAGGAAAACUCGUCUUGCCAGAAAUGGCCAGCUUAUGCAGACUCUGAGACCUUCAGUGACAAAGGCCUUUUACUGUUAUCCUCUUGACCUGUGUCUGACUUGCUCAUGGGCUACGUAUGGUCACCGCACUCAAGGGCUACGUAUGGUCCUAGAGCACCGCCUUCCUCUAGGGACACUGUGGCUACCUACAGAUAACUUCAUAUAAGUCCUAAUUAUUACAGUGAUGGACUCCACUUUAUAAGAAGUUAAUUAUUCACUAGCACUAGUGAGAUCUGGAGGAAUAUGAGAAGCAUACGCUAAAUUUAUAUUUUAAUUUUAGACUACCUGAAAAGGCCCCGAAUAAGGCUAGAGGUCUAAGUCCCCCAUCCCUUCCCUACUCCCCUCUAAUGGUGAACUUUAGAGGGAAAGUAAAUAAUUGCACUAGGAGUUUGAUUUCUUAUCUUUUCUCAGUUACAGAGGACAUUAACUGGAUCAUUGCUUCCCCAGGGCAGGAGAGCGCAAGGCUAGGGAAUGCGAAAGGUAAUGAAGAUGGAGCAGAAUGAGCAGAUGCGGAUCACUGGCAGGUGCACCUAUGUGUGAGCUCUUAGAACACUCAGCAUGAUGACUGAGUAGACUUGUUUACAUCUGAUCAAAGCACUGGGCUUGUCUAGGCCCAUAAGAAAUACACCAUUGAAUCUACUAUUCUUGUUUUCCACUCCUGUGGAAACCUUGCUACUAUAGAGUCUUAUGUUUGGUUUAAAGGAAGUUUAUCAGUGAGAGAGACAAGCAACCUUGUCUUAUCUCUCAAAUCUGUAAUGUGGGUUUUGUUUUGUUUGUUUGUUGUUAUAUGCUUUUCUCCUUAUUUGCCCUUCAGAAUACACUUGGGAAAGGCUAGUUCCUUAGCCUUCUGAUUUGUGUUUUUGUUUUGUUUUGAGAUGGAGUCUCACUCUGUUGCCCAGACUGGAGUGCAGAGGCUCGAUCUUGGCCUCGGUAGGAGCCGGCUCACUGCAACCUUCACUUCCUGGGUUCAAGCGAUUUUCCUGCCUCAGCCUCCCAAGUAGCUGAAACUAUAAGCACCCACAACCAUGCCCAGCUUUUUUUUUUUUUGUAUUUUUAGUAGAGAUGGGGUUUCACUACAUGGGCCAGGCUGGUCUCUAAUCUAAUCUUCAGAUCCACCUGCCUCAGCCUCUCAAAGUGUUGGGAUUACAGGCGUGAGUCUCUGUGCCUGGAGUGUCUUUUGUUAUUUUUAAACCCAGAAUCACUCUGGUAAUUGUCUGUAGCUGCCACUGGUGCAAGGCCUUACCAGCCCUAGCCUCUAGCACUUCUCUAAGUGCCAAAAACAGUGUCAUUGUGUGUGUUCCUUUUUUGAUACUUAAUCAUGGGAAGAAAUUACAAAAAAGAAAUUAAGGUGGCGCCUGUAAUCCCAGCACUUCGGGAGGCUGAGGCGGGUGGAUCACAAGGUCAAAAGAUCGAGACCAUCCUGGUUAACAUAGUGAAACCCCAUCUCUACAAAAAAUACAAAAAAUUAGCUGGGCAUGGUGGCGCGUGCCUGUAAUCCCAGCUACCCAGGAGGCUAAGGCAGGAGAAUUGCCUGAACCCAGGAGGUGGAGGUUACAGUGAGUGGAGAUCACGCCAUUGCAGCCCAGCCUGGGUAACAAGAACGAAACCCCAACCCCGCCCCACAAAAAAAAAGAAAUUAAAAUUGUGUUCAGUCUUUCAGAGUAGCUCACUUUAGUCCUGUAACAUUAUUGGGAGAUAUUUUGUGUUCAGUGUAAUUGUCUUCUCUUAGCUGAUCAUGUUACCAUGGUACUCCUAAAGCAUAUGCUUUACCUGGUUAAAAAAGAACAAACAUGUUUUUGUGAAAGCUACUAAAGUGCCUUGGGAAAUAAAUUUUUAAUAAGUAAAAUGAUUUUUUAAAUAACA